Cyclopterus lumpus (lumpfish) is the source of this 3659-nucleotide messenger RNA. RefSeq lists its product as uncharacterized. Bases 45 to 3530 code for a protein of 1161 amino acids. The record is from RefSeq and is a predicted model, not a curated record. Gene Ontology annotation, biological process: proteolysis. The transcript has 2 exons. Lineage: Eukaryota; Metazoa; Chordata; Actinopteri; Perciformes; Cyclopteridae. Gene Ontology annotation, molecular function: aspartic-type endopeptidase activity.
ACAAAGUACAAAGGUUUUAACGAUGGCUCAGGUGCCAAGUAAAAAUGAUCAAAAAUAAACCGCAGAAUCUAGGUGAAUUCAGCCCAUAUAACCCGUUUGUUUCUGUUCCCAUGUAUCCGAGUCUUACAGGAGCGGGAGGGCCUCUUGACAUGUGCACUCCUCAGCCCCCACCCUACCAACUCCCACAGCAGCCCAUCAUGAACGCGCACGCCGUGAACGCGCCAGCACCAGUAGCAGCACCAACAGCAGCUGUGCCCACAGCAGCAACAGGAUAUGAUCUGAGACACGCACCUCCGAAAGAAGAAGUGCCAGGGGUCGUGGUCACUCGUUCACAGAAGCAUGCCCUCAACGCUGUGCCAAAGGCACUGGAGGACAUUUCUUUCCCCCCCCCCCAUGUCCACCUCCUCUCCCUGCUCCCCAAACAACACUUUAUUUAUACACAAAAGAAGCCUUCAACAACUGGAGAGGCAGAGGAAGGAGAGGAAACAAGGGACGUGGAAGAUGUAACUUUAACAGCACACAACAUACAUCCUCAAAUGUAUGUUUCAACUGCGAAAAAGAUGGACACUGGGCAAGAGACUGUCGCCUACCGGACAAACGUCAGAAGAACAAUCAUGAUGGCAAUGAUGGUCGAGACAGCAGGAACCAAUACCAUGGUUCAGACUGACUUCAAGAAGGAGGGGAGGGAUGUGCACGUGGGGAGGAGACGACCUCCGCUCCGCCAACUCAUCAUGAUAAGGGAAGUAAAACACACACACACACACACACACACCGCCGCCUGCAAUGAAGAAACGCUUCCUGCACUAACCUCACACAUACACACACACACACACACACACACACAGGAGCAACAACAAGCUCUCAUUGACAUCAUAAAACAUUUAGAGAAACAACAAAAGCCUUUUCUUACACACACUUAUGCAAAAUUGUUAGAAGGUUCUUUUAAAGAUAUGCCCACUGCUAUGGUUGAAAUACAAGGGAAACAAUUAUCUUUUUUAGUUGAUUCAGGAGCAACACACUCUGUGAUACAACAAAAGCAUUUUCCUAAUCAAAAGUUGAGUGGCAGACAUGUUUAUUCUCAAGGGGCUUCAGGGUUAACAGUUGUUGAAAACUUCACCACACCUAUGACGAGUACACACACUGACUCAACUGACGCUGAACCUGACAUAACGACGAAACAUUCAUUUCUGUUGUCCUCUCUCUGUCCCAUUAAUCUAAUGGGCAGAGAUCUCAUGUGUUCUUUUGGCAUCAGCCUUAUCUCUACUCCCACAGGAUUGCGGGUAGUAAGACAAAGAAUAGUCACUCAGAUGGUGAAAUCAACCCUUUGUGAUCCUCUGUUUGUGUACCAGUGGUGGAUCCCUGUUGAUGCGCUAACACACCUGUCUCGUCUGACUGCAGAACGCGUCCAGGCUGGAGCACAGUGCAUGGCCUCUUCACAUCUCCAUUGUACAGCACAUGUGUCACAUGAGCCAGAUAAAUCAUAUGAACAGUUGUUUCUGCAGGAUUUAAAUGAUUAUAUUCAGUGUUCUACACUGUUUUGGUCUACAUUUAAAUCUGCUGUUUCUGUUUCUCUCACCUCCUCACAGCAGCCCCUCUUCCAGGUGCCUGGUUCCUUCCCACACAUCUCCUUGUCCAAAGCCACGAUGGACCAGUGGAGAGACUUGGGUCCUUUUGUCGCCACGUGUGAGACACUGACAGAUUGGCAGUCUACAGCUGACCCAACCAUCAUGCGCUCUCAUUCGACAGGCUUCUUUAAACAACCAUUUGCAUUUUCCACACCUGCUCUAAGAUCUAUUUAUGUCAUGGAUGAAAAUAACACAUUACCUGACGCACACACUGACAUGUUUGUGACUGAUGUCUCCUCUAUUUCCCCUGCCCUCAGCUCUGUUCCAGCAACAUUGUGGGCAUCGCAUAAAUAUGACGUGGGACUCAUCAAAAACUGCCAUCCUAUGGUCAUCACACCUCGCUCAGACUUCCGUCCACAUAAACAUCAAUACCCACUGCGCCAAGAGGCCAUUGACGGUAUUACACCAAUGUUCAACUCCCUCUUACAGGCCGGGGUCAUUGUUCCAUGUCCUGACUCUCCGGUAAGAACACCUAUUUUUCCUGUUAAAAAGAUCAGAGAUGCAGACAAACCAACAGAGUGGCGCUUUGUGCAGGACCUCAAAGCAGUUAAUGCAGCCGUCCACGCACGAGCCCCAAAUGUCCCCAACCCAUACACCAUUAUGGUACAGGUUCCACCUGAUUCUCAAUGGUUUUCGGUGGUUGAUUUCUCAAAUGCUUUUUUCAGUGUCCCAGUGGACAAAGACAGUCAGUUCUGGUUCGCAUUUAAUUUUAAUGGCAAGCCAUACACUUUCACUCGUUUAUGUCAGGGCUACACAGAAUCACCUACUAUUUACAACGAAGCACUCAGGGAAAGCUUAGAGAGCCUCACUCUGUCUCCAGGGUCCGCUCUUCUGCAAUAUGUUGACGAUUGUCUCAUUGCAGCUCCAACACAACAACAAUGCCAGCAGGACACACUCAAACUUCUUAAACAUCUUGCAGCAGAAGGACAUAAAGCCAGCUUAUCUAAACUACAGUUUGUUUCACAAAACGUCCAUUUCCUAGGUCAUGACAUUUCCGGUAAAGGCAAAACACUCUCGCCAAAACGCAUUGCCUCAAUUGUGACACUUCCAAAACCUCAAACAAAGAAACAAAUGAUGUCAUUUUUAGGGAUGUGUUCUUACUGUCGUUCAUUUAUUCCAAAUUACUCUCAGCUUGAACAACCUCUCUCUGCAUUGAUACACGGGAAAAAUCUCACCGCUCAUGACAAAAUUCAGUGGCUCCCAGCAGCCUCAAAAGCUUUCACAGACAUGAAAUGCGCCUUACAGACUCCACCCACUCUCGGUCUGCCUGAUCCAAAAAAGACGUUCACUCAAACAGUUGAUGAACGUUCCAGCUGUAUGACAUCGGUACUCUUCCAGCCUCAUGGUGAUAAAUUGCGUCCUGUCGCAUAUUUCUCCGCCAAACUCUAUCCUGUCGCUGCAGGUUUACCACAGUGUCUCCGCGCAGUGGCUUCUGCAGAAAGGGCUCUUAUAGCCUCUCGUGACAUAGUGGGCUAUGCUCCACUAACUUUACUAGUUCCACACUCGGUUUCGUUAAUUCUCCUAGAACAGAAAUCUUCUCACCUUUCUGCAGCACGUUACCUACGUUAUCACACAUGUCUCCUUGACAUGCCUAAUGUCACGGUUAGACGCUGCAAUGUUCUUAAUCCUGCAUCUCUACUCCCCAUCCCUGAGGACGGAGAGGAGCAUAACUGUUUGGCUGAGCUCCAAGCUCAGUGCACUCCUCGUCCUGACCUCUCGGACACACCUCUACUCAACAGUGACUGGGUAAUGUAUGUUGACGGAUCUGCUUCACGGGAUCCCUUGACUGGUACUAAUCUUGUGGGUUUCUGUUGUUUCAGACUCAGCUGUUCUCUGUUCCGGACCUCUCCCGUGUCACCUCUCAGCCCAAGCAGCAGAGCUAAUCGCACUCACAGAAGCUUGUAAACAGGCAAAGGCCAUGCAGUCACUCUCUACUUCGGAUGAGAGACGCCUCUGGUCCUCCUCCAACUCCACACUCACUGACGGUACUUGGUAUGGUCCGAACGGUAACCCUUGUUUACCUAAACAUUUCUU